Pseudomyrmex gracilis is the source of this 501-nucleotide messenger RNA. RefSeq names its product 60S ribosomal protein L34-like. The transcript has 4 exons. The coding region runs from base 90 to 449 and encodes 119 amino acids. Gene Ontology annotation, molecular function: structural constituent of ribosome. Gene Ontology annotation, cellular component: ribosome. Gene Ontology annotation, biological process: translation. NCBI's taxonomy places the organism in Eukaryota, Metazoa, Arthropoda, Insecta, Hymenoptera, Formicidae. The record is from RefSeq and is a predicted model, not a curated record.
GCUUCCUUUUCCGUUUGGAUUUGGCGAAGGUUCGUGACACGUUCGUGUGAUUUUUAUGAUAUCCACAUUUUACGUGCCAAUCAACCAAGAUGGUGCAACGACUAACCUAUCGGCGACGCUUGUCGUACAACACAAAAAGUAACAGGAGACGUGUUGUACGUACUCCUGGUGGCAAAUUAGUCUAUCAAUAUCUUAAGAAGCCCAAGAAGAUUCCAAGAUGUGGACAGUGUAAAGACAAACUCAGAGGCAUCCAACCUGCUAGACCCAUGGAGCGAUCUCGUAUGUGCAGACGCAAAAAGACUGUCAAGCGUGUAUACGGCGGAGUACUCUGCCAUAAGUGUGUAAAAGAAAGAAUUGUACGUGCAUUCUUAAUUGAAGAACAAAAGAUUGUCUAUAAAGUUAUGAAAGCACAGCAGGCUUCAGCGAAGACGAAAAAAGUGGAGAAAUAACUCCGUUACUUUUUAUUAUACAAAAUAAAUAAUAAAACCCCAAAAAAUUAAA